AGCCCUCCCGUCAUAGUGUUUGGGACCACCGUUCGGUGGGCCACGUCCUUUUCUUCUUCUUCUGGCGUACGGUGCUCGCUCGCGACCUCUGCCAACGACUCCUCCUUAAAACUCUUCUUCUUUCCUCUCUGGCCCUGCUCCGAGUUGAUCUUUGCGUCCGCUGUCAGCAAGCGCGUCCUCCCCGCCAUGCGGACGUCAGCAGGGCUCUUGCUUCUCGUAGUGGCCACUGCGUCAGCCAGUGCCACUUUCGAUAAAGCCUUGACGACAUCGCUGAAGUCAGGAUUCCGCCAGGAUGACAUCUUCUUCACCUUUAGGGACGUCGCCGCCCGCCGGAGGGCGACGGCCGUGUCCGACGGACACCAGGUCCUCCUGUCGGCCGCCUUCCCGUCUCACAACCGCUUCUCCGUCGCUCUCGAUCGCGCUAACGGCCGGGUAAACAUCGACGUGACCCUCCACGGAGACACGUCCGUGAAAUCUGUGGCGGCGCCCACCAUCAAACCCCACUCCAAAGUGAGGUCCCUCCUGCUGCAGAUCAACCAGAGGGCGUCUCAGGCGGGCGUCUACGUCGACUGCAAGUUCCUCGGGUCCUUCGACCUGCCCGCCGCUCCAAGGAACAUGACGGAGAACCUGGAGGACCUGAGAGUGUACCGGGAGCGACACCUCGACGUAUCCGUGGACUGGGAGACGACCGUCCUCCGACUCCUGGAGAAGCUGGGUUGCCCUACUGACGAAGAGACGGGAUCCGUCCAGGCACAGGCUAAUGAGGUCUAUACCUACAGACGAGCUGUGAGGUGUCAGAACCUACAGUACGGGGAACCUUGUCCCACUUUCACGCAGCCCAUCACCCUUCGUGACCGAGGAGACAUACCUAUGAUGCACGAAGAGGAGACAAGUACUUUGUUGGUCAAGACUCUCACCGAGCUCAUAGAAACCAUUAAAGAGUUACAAGUGGAGAUUCAGACACAGCGUGAAGAAACUAUCCUCCUGCGCGACGCCAUCCUGAACUGCGAAGCUUGCAAACCUGACAACGACCCCUGUUCGCCUAAUCCUUGCUUCCCUGGAGUGGCUUGCACCCCUGGACCGGAAGGACCCAGGUGCGAUAGCUGUCCGAGAGGCUACAUAGGCGACGGCCGGGAUUGCGUUCCAGGAGUCACUUGCGCCGACCGCCCUUGCGCCAGAGGAGUGAGGUGUUACGACACGUCAGACGGGUAUCGGUGCGGACCCUGCCCUCCCGGACAGACUGGGGAUGGAGAGAUAUGUAAUCCUAUCAGUGCAUGCGACCCAAAUCCUUGCUUCCCUGGGGUCCAGUGCUCCAACACCAACAUUGAUCCAUAUUUCCGCUGUGGUCCCUGUCCACCCGGCUUCACUGGUAAUGGCUCUACUUGCAGGGAUAUGGACGAGUGUGACCUAGCCAUGCCAUGUGACCAAAGAGUCAGAUGCACCAACAUGCAACCCGGGUUCAGGUGUGAUCCUUGUCCCGCUGGUUUCACUGGAUCCCCAGGUCUGCAGGGCAUUGGCCUCCAGUUCGCUCAGCAGAAUCGACAAACGUGUUACGACAUAAAUGAAUGUAAUGACCAAAACAAUGGAGGUUGUGUGGCACAUUCUCAGUGUCAUAACACAGAGGGGUCCUACUAUUGUGGAGAUUGCAUUGACGGAUUUGUUGGAAACCAGACAAUGGGCUGCCAUAAUCGACCUGGUCUAUGUCCCGACGGAAGACAGUGUCAUGUAAACGCUGACUGUAUCAAGCCAUUUGGACUGAACUCCUACGUUUGCAAGUGCAAAGUUGGCUGGGCUGGUGAUGGGGAAUCAUGUGGUCCAGAUCGAGACUUGGAUGGCUGGCCUGACUUCGACCUAGGCUGCGAUGAUCCCCGCUGCCGUCAGGACAACUGUGUCCAGACUCCAAACUCUGGCCAGGAAGAUUCAGAUGGAGACAGAAUUGGAGAUGCUUGUGAUGAUGAUGCUGAUAAUGAUGGUAUUCUCAACAGUCCAGACAACUGCCCUCUGAUAUCCAAUCCAGACCAGAAGGAUACUGACCCAUCCGGUCCUGACAAGCAGGGAGAUGCUUGCGACAAUUGCCCCACCAUUCCAAAUCUUGAACAGGAAGAUAACGAUAAGGACGGAAUUGGUGAUGCUUGUGACCCAGAUAUCGACAACGAUGGGGUACCCAACCGUCAAGAUAAUUGCCCAAAGACUCCAAACCCCAACCAGAAAGACACCGACCGUGACGGUCUGGGAGACGCGUGUGAUAAUUGUCCAGAUGUACGCAAUCCAAGCCAAGAUGAUAUCGACAAAGACUUAAUCGGUGAUGCUUGCGAUACCGAUGUUGAUCGUGACAGAGAUGGCAUCCAAGACGACAUGGACAACUGCGUAGACACACCGAACAGUGAUCAGCACGACGCCGACAAUGACGGGAAAGGUGACCAGUGCGACCCUGACGCAGACAACGAUGGCAUUCCCAACGAAGUCGACAACUGCUGGCUCAUCUACAACCCGGACCAGAAGGACUCCGACAGUGAUGGCAGAGGUGAUGCUUGUCUCGACGAUCAGGAUGGAGACGAUUUCCUGGACUUCCAAGAUAACUGUCCCAAUAAUUCGAGGAUUUAUGCAACAGAUUUCAGAACCUAUCAAACGGUGGUGCUGGAUCCUGAGGGUGACGCCCAAAUUGAUCCUAACUGGGUCAUUUACAAUAAGGGAGCUGAAAUCGUUCAGACAAUGAACUCCGAUCCUGGUCUUGCUGUUGGUUAUCACAUGUUUGGAGGUGUUGACUUCGAAGGUACAUUCUUUGUUGAUACAGAGAUUGACGACGAUUAUGUAGGGUUUAUAUUCAGUUAUCAGGACAAUUCCCGCUUCUAUACGGUCAUGUGGAAGAAAAAUACCCAGACCUACUGGCAGGCUACGCCAUUCCGAGCUGUUGCUGAACCUGGUAUCCAGUUGAAGAGAGUCUCGUCUGACACUGGUCCCGGACAGAUGAUGAGAAAUUCACUGUGGCACACAGGAGACACAGAGGAUCAGGUGAAACUGUUGUGGAAGGAUCCCCGUAACGUUGGGUGGAAGGAAAAGACAGCUUAUCGCUGGUUGUUGCUGCAUCGACCAAAGAUCGGUUUGAUUCGACUCAGAAUUUUCGAGGGCGAGAAUAUGGUGGCGGAUUCUGGCAACAUUUUCGACAACGAGCUUCAAGGAGGCCGUCUGGGUGUCUUCUGCUUCUCGCAAGAAAUGAUCAUUUGGUCAGAUCUUGUGUACCGAUGUAAUGACCACGUUCCUGAGGCCAUAUACAACCAACUACCACCACGCCUCCAACGUCAAGUGGAGAUUGACGUCAGCAGGCCUGUUCCCAAUGGACUUUAGUGUUGGAGAUGCAUCAGAAGGAGUCAAUCUUUCGUUGUCAGUUUAUCAAGAUUUGGCCUUUUUCCUUGCUCACAACCAAAUGAAAGGAAGUUCCAACUGUCAAAAGAUAGAAAGACUGUUCAGUAUGUACUACUCAUCAACCAGCCUAAUACGCGCAAAUAAGUGCAAUGAGCCAAAACAUUUGUUUUUAAAGGAAAAUUUAAUUUGAUACAGAUGUCUUCAAAAUAUAUCUGCAUCGUCGUUCUUAAAAACACUGGUAACUCAAAUGUAUUGCAAAUUACACUAAAAACCGAAAACCGUAUAAAAUACAGCAGAUGCUAGUUAUCCUAGUAGUGAAUUCCAGUACAAGAAAUUAUAAAGAAAACGAACUUUCCAGCAUCGCUUAUGUGGUACGUUGGUGUAUACUGCAGGAUUGGAAAUACGUCAUCAAUUAAACAGAAGGUAGUAAAUAUGUACAUUUUGAGGGUAGGGUUUUCACAUGUAAAUAGCUUGACUUUUAACCGGUCUUUGAAAAAAAAUGUGUGCUUGUUCUAAAAUGUCAGAACCCUCGCUUUUGUAUAGUUAUUCACUAUCGCUUCGAAGCCCCUUUUGAUCUACACGGCAUUUCUGAUUAAACCUUCGGUAUUUCUCACAAACAUUACGAUAACCCCGACUUCAUCCUUCUCAUAAUCAUUUGGUACUUAAUUAUUUUUUCUUGUUGCUAGCCAACGUAUGGUUUAAUUUGUCAGUUGCUAGACAGUGGUAAAAUCCACGCUUAUGAAUGGGUUUAUAUAAUAUGGACGGUUAAAGGAAAGGUUAAUCCCAGUAAUAACGCUUUUUCUAGGUGUUGUGAAACUAAGACUAGACCAGUAUUGGGAUGGUCAGUGUUUCAUGUACUUGAUUGUGGUAACACUUCCAUUGUCCAGGGAUCAGUUGAAGUGAUUUAAUUGCAUUUCUCCCGAAUAUAAUUUGAUUUUCAUAACGAUAUUCACAACAUUCUUAGGGUGCUCAUUUCAUGAUUAUCAUUAAUAGGAUAUUUGUAUCAUUUUCCAAGGCGUCAUGCUGAUUGUAUGAAAAAUUUAUUUCGCUGAAUGAAAUCGGGGAGUUUUUGGUAAUUUCCAAAGCAGAUAUUCUAUGUCCUGAAAAAGUCAGCUGAUUCCUGGACAAUGCUAUUGGACAGCAAGUCACUGCCGUGGUAGGUUGCCAAAGAUUGCCAGAAAAUGAUUGAUAACAUCCAGUACGUGUAUGAUAUUCUGUUGUGAAAGUGAUCAGUGCUUGGCGCAGUGGAUUCAGCAGAUUAUAAAUGUCUAUAGUCGAUAUCAUUGUCAUCAACGGAGGAUGCUGAGCAGCCAGUAACGUUUAGCUUCAAUGAUAUUAGCUGCUGAUAUUUACCGUCAACUACAAAAGAAUGGGUAAAUCCACUGUUGCAUCCAUUUUUACAGUUGUAACCUACCUUUACUAUAAGAAUAUGUUGCUAUCUUUUCGUGAAUAUAACGACUGUUAUUUUUCCCCUCUUUUACGUCUAAUCCACACGUGGUUACUCCACGAAGAUUUUUCUUUUCUAUUUUUCUAGGACAUGUAUUUAUAGUAAUUUAAAAUAGUUGCCUGUUAUGUCUACUGCAAGCACUUUCAAGUGCUCAUUGACACGCCAUAACAAUUCUGUUGCUGUUGCAACGCUUGUCAUCUGUUCACUCAGCUUUGUCGUUUACUCAUUUAUUUACAAAUUACGUUAAUCAUUCUGAACAUAUUGUCUCUGGUAGUUUGUGACAAAUCUUUGUUAACUAUUUAUGGACUUUUUUAGAAUAAGUAUUAAGUGAAUCAUUUCAUUGGGGAAGUCACUUGACACUCAGUGAGGCACUAUUGGUCAGAAGAAGAAUCGGUGGAGUUUUGGGCUGGAGAAGCAUUGGAAAGUAGUUGCUAAUAUAUAAGGCGACGUAGCCUUCUUUAGAGAUGCUUUCUUAAGGUUUCCAGAAAUUCGUAGUAAACUACAAACUCUUUAAUAUGAAUCGUAAUAGAUUUAAAUGGGACAAUUUUAGAAGAGGUUGUAAAUUGUCUGACCUAAAGUGUUUAAAAUUAUAUUCCUCUCAAUGCAAUAACUAUUAUUAUUAUUAUUAUUAUUAUUAUUAUUAUUAUUAUUAUUAUUAUUAUUAUUAUUAUUAUUAUUAUUAUUUACCCAAGUUGGAAAUACAGAACGUUUUUAUAAAUAUUAAAAUUCUUAGUAGGUCAUUCAUGGUCAAGUAAUUCUUUGUAGUAUGGUUAGUCAUUUACUUAUCUAGUUGGCCGAACUGUAAGGGCAGUAAAAGCAUUACGUAUGAUCUAAUCUGAAUUAUUUUAUAAUAUAUAUUAAUCACUACAUAUCAAAUUAUAUAAAUAAUUCUGCUAACAUUCACUAAUGUAUAAAUUUUACUUCGUCCUACACUUACAAAAAAAACAAUAAAAUAUUAAAA
Messenger RNA from Macrobrachium nipponense, 5771 nucleotides. RefSeq names its product cartilage oligomeric matrix protein-like. NCBI's taxonomy places the organism in Eukaryota, Metazoa, Arthropoda, Malacostraca, Decapoda, Palaemonidae. Gene Ontology annotation, molecular function: calcium ion binding. The transcript is spliced from 21 exons. Gene Ontology annotation, biological process: cell adhesion. The coding region runs from base 187 to 3345 and encodes 1052 amino acids. Gene Ontology annotation, cellular component: extracellular region. The record is from RefSeq and is a predicted model, not a curated record.